UCGAUACGCCGCUGAAUCCUCGCCUUCCACUUCGCGGGAGGCUCUUAUCGCCAAAACCCUCUCCGGCGAGACGACGCCGGUGGGGAGCUUCGUGGCGGCGGGUUCGAUGAGGCCGUCGCCCAUGGCGGUGCGCGGCGGAUCCACGGCGGCGCUCGCCUUCUUCCGCCUCCGCCCCGGCCCCCUCGGCGGCGCCGUCCGCCCGGACGCCGCUCGCGCGGGCGGCCACUUCUCCGUAUGCGGCGGCUGCUGGGGCCGCCAGGGCCAUAGCCUCGUCGACUCCGUCCUGGAAGAGCUCCGGUCACGAAGGCGAGGCCGGGUUUCGGCAAAGAUAGGACUGCAGGGGACAAAGGAACUGCCUGACAAUAAGAUAGAUAAUAGAACAUUACAGAAAGGGUUGCUUCUUGAAUUUCAGAAAGAUUCUGAGAGGUUUUUGCUUGCAGUUGUUGAAAGGCCCGAUGGAAAGAAAAACUGGAAAGUGACUGACCAGAAUGGUAUAUUGUCUUCUAUAAAACCCCAGCAAGUUACAUAUGUUAUACCUGGUAUCAUCAAUUAUAACCAUUCAAGAAUAGUUGAGUUUAUUGAGAAAGCACAAGAUCUUUUGGACCCUACUGUUUUGGAGUGUGCCUGGAUGGAGCUCUCUGAGAAUGAUAAAUCAGUAACAGUAGAAGAGUUCGCAGAGAUAGUUUAUGGUAGCAAGGAGUCUCUGGAAAGCUAUUGUGCACACUUCUUGUUAUCGAGAGACAUAGUCUAUUUUGUCAAGGUAGAAAGCAGGGAUUCUUCUGUGUACCAACCUCGACCACCUGCUCAGGUGGAGGAACUUUUACGACGGAAACUUGCUAAAGAGGCAGCUGAGAAGGAGUUGGAAGAAUUUGUCCAGUUACUCAAGUCUGCCAAAGCAUUGCCUCUAGAUGCUAAGCCUUCAAAAGAUUCAUGGUUGAUGGAAGAGAAAACCAAGCAAAGAAUUGAGUCACUUCAGGCAUAUGCGGUUGAUGCAUGUGAUGAUGAACAAAGGAGAACGGCGGGAAAUAUUCUCAAGGCUAUGGGCUUUUCAAAGACAUCAUCAGCUGCCUUGAAGAUCCUUAUAAAUGUUGGGUACUUCCCUGUGCAUGUCAAUCUUGAUCUUUACAGGUAUGAUGUUCGCACCGGGUAUACUGAGGAAGUUUUGUCAGCUGCAGAGGAACUUCUGGUAGACUGCCCUGACUCAGACAUGCAUAUUAGGAAGGAUCUCUCAACUUUGAAGGUGUAUGCUAUUGAUGUGGACGAGGCUGAUGAGCUUGAUGAUGCACUAAGUGCUGCUAGAUUACCUGAUGGUAGGAUAAAGGUAUGGAUACAUGUUGCUGACCCAACAAGCUUGGUUCAACCCCGGAGCAUCAUUGAUAGGGAAGCAAUGCACAGAGGAACCUCGAUCUUUUUACCAACUGCUACCUUUCCAAUGUUCCCAGAGAGGCUUGCCAUGAAUGCCAUGAGCUUGCAACAAGGCAAGGGUUGUAAAUCUGUUAGCGUAUCUGUGAUUUUGCAGCCAGAUGGAAGUAUUGCAGAAUAUAGUAUAGAGAAUUCACUCAUCAAACCUACCUACAUGUUAACAUAUGAGAGUGCGACUGAAUUACUGUACAUGAACUUGGAAGAAGAGGAAGAGCUGAGGAUUCUUCAAGAAGCUGCUACUCUUCGUGCACAGUGGCGUCGUAGUCAGGGUUCAAUUGACACUACUAUGAUAGAGCCACGUAUCAAGGUUGCAAAUCCUGAUGAUCCUGAACCAAGCAUUAAUCUAUAUGUUGAAGACCAAUCCAACCCAGCAAUGCGACUUGUAUCUGAGAUGAUGAUACUCUGUGGGGAGGCCGUGUCUGCUUUUGGAUCUGAUAACAACAUUCCUUUGCCAUACAGAGGGCAUCCCCAGUCUAACACAGCUGUGUCAGCAUUUGCUCAUCUUCCUGAAGGGCCUGCCAGGAGCUUUGCCAACAUCAAUGUGCUACGUGCCGCAGAAAUGGAUUUCCAAAAACCUGUGCCACAUGGUGUCCUCGGUAUUCCUGGUUAUGUGCAGUUCACCUCGCCUAUUCGAAGAUAUGUUGAUCUCCUAGCUCAUUAUCAGAUAAAGGCUUUUCUUAGAGGUGAAUCUCCACCAUAUUCAGCCGGUGACCUAGAAGGAAUGACAUUUAUUGCAAGCAUGCAUGUUAAAGUAGCCAGGAGACUCCAUAGCAACAGCUUACGUUACUGGUUGUUGGAAUAUUUGAGGAGACAACCAAAGGGACGGAAGUAUAAAGCACUGAUUCUUAAGUUUAUUAAGGAUCGCUUGGCUACUUUGCUUCUUUUAGAGGUUGGGAUCCAAGCUACAACCGUGGUUUCAACAGGGAAAGUGGGUGAUGAAGUUACUGUCAUUGUGGAAGCAACCCAUCCCCGUGAUGACAUCUUAUCAGUUACAGAGUUUACAGAAGUUUCAGAUGAGUAAAAAUGUGUGCAAUCACCUUUUGAUGCUCACAGCCUCACGAUCUGAACAUAGAAUCUUUGACACUACUACUCCAGAAACUCAAUGCGCCUAUGGAACACAGGUUUGCUAUUUGGUGUUGCCAAGUUGCACCGACCUGUCAUUUCCUAUGUAGUGAAGAUAUGAAGAAAUUGAUUUUGAUGCAAAUGCAAGAGGUGAUGCGUUACCUAUGGCACUUGGAGGUGACAAUCUCCACUCCGGGACUAUCUUCUCCAGCUUAUGCUACUAUAAAGCCCAUUUUGCAUGGAACAAACGGGUUGACUUCAAGGGGUAUGGUCACAUUUUGAAUCUUUUAACAGGUGCAAAGGCCAACAUUCGUUAAUAACUGUAUAGUUGGAUGCAUUUUCUGCUGUUCUGCUGAUUUUUGCUGAUGUUUAUACUUGGUUGGUUUAUGGGCUGACACGAUGAAAGAAUAGUGAUUCCUUUUACUUAUUUAUUUCUGAGUUAGUCUUCCUUUUGGAGUAAAAUGUAAGGCGUCCUUGUUUUCUGCAAACUCAACUUGAUUAAUAAUUGAGCUAACAAUA
Molecule: messenger RNA, 3003 nt
Organism: Oryza brachyantha (malo sina)
Lineage: Eukaryota; Viridiplantae; Streptophyta; Magnoliopsida; Poales; Poaceae
Product: ribonuclease II, chloroplastic/mitochondrial
Exons: 15
Coding region: 107-2443 (778 amino acids)
Biological process (GO): mRNA catabolic process
Cellular component (GO): P-body; exosome (RNase complex)
Molecular function (GO): RNA binding; 3'-5'-RNA exonuclease activity
Source: RefSeq, a predicted model, not a curated record